Messenger RNA from Melanotaenia boesemani (Boeseman's rainbowfish), 3699 nucleotides. It is a transcript of the gene tnip1, whose product is annotated as TNFAIP3 interacting protein 1. Bases 138 to 2183 code for a protein of 681 amino acids. Lineage: Eukaryota; Metazoa; Chordata; Actinopteri; Atheriniformes; Melanotaeniidae. The record is from RefSeq and is a predicted model, not a curated record. Gene Ontology annotation, biological process: cellular response to lipopolysaccharide; negative regulation of canonical NF-kappaB signal transduction; regulation of transcription by RNA polymerase II. The transcript is spliced from 18 exons.
GUUGCGAGGUGGAAUUUCCCAGGUUACGGCAUAGACUAGUAGACCACUUCCGCAAUAGAUGUCUGUCUGGGAAAAGAGACAAGAGGCCAGUGCGAGCUGAAAGUUUGGACUACCAUGUGUAGGAAGUGAGCAACAGAAUGGAAGGGAAAGGUCCAUAUCGCAUCUAUGACCCAGGUGGGAGUGAAGUCAAGGCCAGAGAGGAGGCUGUAGGGGGAAGCAGCUAUCGACAGCUGCUGGAGGAGAACAGUAUACUGAGGGAGCGGAUGAAAGGACUCAAGAGCUUAGGUGAUUUACUGGAAGAGUCUCAGUCGGAAGCAUGUAGGCUUCGGCAGCGAGUGGAAGAGCUUGUAAGAGACAAUGAAGCCUUAAAGUCCUCCAACUUCGCUGCCAGUCUAUGUAUGGGAGGGCCCAUUCAGACUGAAACACAAAACAGACCCUGUUUACACCCUGCUGCUGAGAAGGAGGAGCAAACUAGCUGUUUAGGGAGGACACUUCAGUCUGAGAAGCCCAAUGAGGCCUUAUCAGAAUUUGAGGAAGUGAAUUUGGAGGGAAAGAACUCGGAUGCCUUGACUGCUGGGUCAGCGGGAGGAGCGAUCCCCCUCCUUCCUCAGGAGAACAAUGAGCUGGCGAGCCAGCUGAAGAGACUGGAGAGCUCUUUUAGUAUAUUUGCAGAAGAAUCUAACCCAAACCAGCUCUUGGCUCACCUCGGCCGCAUGGCUGUGGAGUUUCACCAUCUUUCCUCUAAGGUCCAAAAGAAUGAACAGAGGACCUCCCUUCUACAGACUCUGUGUGAGCAGCUUAGACAGGAGAAUAAUGAGCUUCGAAAAAAAAUGGAAGAAGAUCAUCAUAUCAGGAAUCGAGACUUGGAACAGCUGAGGCUAGAGAAUCAGAAACUUAAGGAGCUGGUCACAGGAGGAGCAGCGGUGUCAUCGGCUGCGCUGCCAUCUGAUACAGAGGCUUCAGAGGCCAAAGACGAGCCAGUUAAGGAGGAAUCUGCUGCUGUUCGACCUAAAAUGGAGGCCACCACACCACAGAAGAGUGGAAAAGCUGCAGAGAAAACCCCAACUAAACCAUGUGAUGUAGAGGUGUAUGAAAAGAAGAUCAGGCUUUUGGAGAAGCAGAGAAAGGAUGUUCUGGAGGUGAACAAGCAGUGGGACAUUCAGUGGAACUCCAUGAAGUCACAGUUUGAGCAAAAGAUCACAGACCUCAGGCAGCGGUUAGCAGAGUCCCAGAAAACUGUGGUGGAGCUGGAGGCCGAGCGGGAACAGAGGCAACGUGACUAUGACAAGAAGCUGCUGCUGGCCAAGUCCAAGAUUGAAAAUGUGCAGGGGGAGAAGGAGUGUUUAAACUCUGAAACUGCUGAGCUGAAGCAGAAGGUUCGCUACCUGCAGGAUCAGCUGCUGCCUCUCAGUAAGCAGAGAGAGUAUCAAGAGAAGGAGAUCCAGCGCCUCAACAGGGCCUUAGAGGAAGCCUUAAACCUGCACUCCCCUUCAUCUGCCCAACAACCUCCUGGCCAGGGAAACUUUGCAGAUGCAGCCAACAACCUAAAAAAACAGGAACUGCUCACUCAGAUAGCUGUACUAAAAGAACAGGUGAAAAUCUUUGAGGAGGACUUUAGAAAAGAAAGGAGUGACCGGGAGCGAAUGAACGAGGAGAAAGAAGAUUUGAGGCGGCAAGUAGAGAGGCUCCAGGGUCAGAUUACUAAUUUGACGAAUCAGCUUCAUCAAGCGCAGAACGAGUGUCAGAGAGAACGUACAGAAAGAUGUAAGCUGGAGAGACUUCAGAUGCAGCAUCACAAACAGGGGCAGCAUCAGGAAAGACGUACCUCAGACCCCACGUCAGGCUCAGUGAACAGCCCGCUGAGCCCUCCCUACUGUGGUCCCUUUGUACAGGUGGGAACGCAGGGCCUCGAAGGUUGGCCCCUACACUUCCCUCCCCGGAUGCCCAAUGCAGCAGGCGCCACAGCCGCAGCCGCCGCAGCACCACCCCCUACUCGAGACUUCCAGCCUGUAACCCCGGGUUUUCCUUGGCAAAUGUCAUUCCCUCCACCUCGAGGGGCCAGAGCAGUAGGAGAGAGUUCAAGACCACCACCAGAGAACGCAGAUCAGUCAGCAGCAGCAGCCACGGCAGCAACAGGGUUUGGAAAAAGGGAGAGACAGAACAUGGACCCUGGAAAGCACUAAAGCAUCACUGUACCCACUUACUGGAGUCUGGGUUGUAGCAUGAAAUUGAUUUGUUUUUGAGUUGACAAGAUGUGAUUGAUCUAUAAUUUUCCUACUGAACUGUAGAUAUCUUAUUGUAAUGUUGUUUAUACUUGCGUUUUAUAAGGCUAUUUGUGAAACACUUCGCUAUUCUGAAUAUAUAUACAUGAAAUAUUUAGAUUUUUUUAUCGGGAACUUAAGUAAUUUGUUAAAUAGGUCAGAAUAAUUAACAUUGCUCUUUUUCUUUCUUUCUUUGACAUAAUAUACCUGUGUGAUUGAUUGUCUCUCUGCAAGUAUAUAACAACUUCAGAGUUUACUUGUAGGGUUACUGGAAGUCAUUCCCCAAUACAACUAAGACAAUAUAUAUUCAUUCCAGCAAUGAGUGACUAUAUAGAUACACUGAGUCAUAGAAUUUACAAUGUGAAUGUUAAUUGAUUUACGAGGAAUUUAUACAGUGCCAUCGAUGUUAUAGAGCUGUCCAAUAUGUGUAACUGUUAAAAAGUGGUUGUUGAAAUACAAAAAAUUGGGGAAAUGAAUUUUGAUGGUAUCAUACCAGAAACAUGAUUAUAAUUUAUUUAUAACCUGCUGUUUUGAUAGUUACAUUGAUUAAGUGUAAACCAUUGUCUUUAGUAAUGCUGUUCUUCUAUGUUGUUAGUGUAAUCACAUAUUGUAGCUAUUGACAUUGUAUGUUUGUAUCAGAUACAAUACACAAUGCACAGAACAUACACCUUUUUUCCCCCCCUUUCUUUCCAUGAUAAUGGACCUAAUCUCAUUAAACAACACUUCUACUUGGUUUCACCACUCAUUCUGAUAUUUAUGCUCAUUUAACUGCAUCCUGUUCACUUUGGCCCCAACAUACAGCAUCUUUAGGUUCCAGCAGCAAAAUGUCAAGGCUGCAGCGGUGACUGCUCUCCUCUUCACACCUGCUAUGUAACAAACUUACUGAGGUAAAAUGAUUGCACCAGUUUGUGAACACACCCCAUGUUACAGCAGUAACAUGAAAUUUGUAUUACAAUAUAAUACCUGCCAGGUUGCCAGGCUUUGCUAGAUAUCCCCCAUUGGCAACUAGCAGCACUGCAAAUUAACCUGCAAAAACGCUGUAACACAGCCCUGAUAGCAUACACAGGACACUUGUACUUUGAUCGAAUCUCACAAAUCAAGACCUGCCUAAUUACACCAAACACCUGUUAUUUCCUUAGAAUAGUAUGUUUCAAGUAGUCAGACGAAGGGCUUCAAAAUGUAUGGAUAUGACUUUGGGAAAAUGCUCGAUUUAAAUAUCACAAGUUUAAAAGAAGUAACGGGGAACAGCCCUGAUAGGUGAGAGCUGACAUGAGAGAUUAACAGACUUGCACUUUGAAGGGUACGCUGUAAUUAUUGGCAGUUGUAUUUUUCUGGUUUGUAGCCUUUUUUUUCUUUUUCUUUUAUUUUUUGCUAUAGGCAAAAAGCACAUGUGAGACUUUUUGUAUUUGACUGGCUUAAUAAAUCUAUUCUGAAUGUC